CAAAAUUUGUUGUUUUUCGUGUGGGCGCUGCUUUACAAAAUUAAUGGGUACCAAUUAAUGCUACUAAUAUUUCAGACAAUAUGGCAGACAGUGAGGUGAUCACAGAAAUUGACGGUGCGCUGCUGGAAGGUGGUGGGCAGAUUCUGCGUAAUGCUGCAGCAUUGAGCUGUCUGCUUGGGAAGGCGAUAACCGUGAAGAAUAUCCGUGCUGGAAGAAGUAACCCCGGCCUUAGACCUCAACAUCUGACAGGUCUGAAGAUCAUCCAGGAGCUGUGUGGGGGGAAACUGAGUGGGGGGCAGGUUGGAUCCACAGAGAUCACCUUCACCCCGGGAGACAUACAGGCAGGCUCCUUUGUGGCAGAUACAAAAACAGCAGGGAGUGUCUGUCUACUGAUGCAGGCCGCAAUGCCAUGUUUGUUAUUCGGCAGUGGCACUAGUGAGCUGACAUUACUUGGAGGAACAAAUGCGGAAAUGGCACCACAAAUAGACUAUACAGACUGGGUUUUUAAGCCUUUAGCAGGGAAGUUUGGAAUGAAGUUUGAUUGUGAUAUUAUACGCAGAGGUUAUUAUCCCAAAGGUGGAGGUGAAGUGAAGAUUACAAUGUACCCAGUGAAGAGCGUAACUCCUCUCACCCGGACAGACCCCGGCAAACUUGUCAAGGUGGUCGGCAGGUCAUUUGUGGCGGGCGUACUACCAAUUAAGAUUUCAAAGGCGAUGUCGGAAAGUGCCAAGUAUGCGAUAAAGAAACAGUUUGAUAAUGUUCCAGUUGAAAUCCAAGUUGUGAAAGAGCCUGAUGCCGCAGCUGUAGGAACCGGGUCAGGAAUUAUUUUGAUGGCCGAAACCAGCACUGGUUGUCUCCUGUCUGGUUCAGCUCUUGGAAAAAGAGGUGUCCCUGCCGAGGAGGUGGGUAAGACUGCAGCCAACAUGUUGAUAACAAACAUCAUGCACGGGGCUUGUGUAGACGAUCACGCACAGGAUCAGAUAAUUUUGCUGAUGGCAUUAGCACAGGGGAAGUCACGAAUCCUAACAGGGCCCAUAACUCUUCACACCGAGACAGCCAUCCAUGUAGCAAAGCUGAUGACGACAGCCAAGUUUGGAAUUGAAAAAGUUUCAGACAGUUUGAACAUGAUAGAGUGUGAAGGUAUAGGACUUCAAAACAAGCAGAUGUGAUGGACUGAGGCUUCUUAGUGAACUGAAUACACUGACAGUGAAUUGUGAAGGUAUAGGACUUCACAACAAGCAGAUGUGAUGGACUGAGGCUUCUUAGUAAACCGAAUAAACUGACCAUGAAUUGUGGUUGAAAUAAUACACCAUGGAAAGUUUCUUAAUCAAGAUCUGUGGUUGAAAUUGUAUAGUUUAGAAACAAGGUAUCUAACACAGAUCUGUGGUUGAAAUUGUAAAGUUUAGAAACAAGGUAUCUAACACAGAUCUGUGGUUGAAAUUGUAAAGUUUAGAAACGAGGUAUCUAACACAGAUCUGUGCUUGAAAUGGUAAAGUUUAGAAACGAGGUAUCUAACACAGAUCUGUGGUUCAAAUUGUAUAGUUUAGAAACGAGGUAUCUAACACAGAUCUGUGGUUGAAAUUGUAAAGUUUAGAAACGAGGUAUCCCACACAUAUCUGUGCUUGAAAUGGUAAAGUUUAGAAACGAGGUAUCCAACACAGAUCUGUGCUUGAAAUGGUAAAGUUUAGAAACGAGGUAUCCAACACAGAUCUGUGCUUGAAAUGGUAAAGUUUAGAAACGAGGUAUCCAACACAGAUCUGUGGUUGAAAUUGUAUAGUUUAGAAACAAGGUAUCCAACACAGAUCUGUGGUUGAAAUUGUAUAGUUUAGAAACAAGGUAUCUAACACAUAUCUGUGGUUGAAAUGGUAAAGUUUAGAAACAAGGUAUCUAACACAGAUCUGUGGUUGAAAUGGUAUAGUUUAGAAACAAGGUGCUUGAAAUUGUAUAGUUUAGAAACGAGGUAUCCAACACAGAUCUGUGCUUGAAAUUUCUCACAUUACUGGUGGAAGUCUAGUUUUGCAAAACCUUUUUUUUUUCAUGCAUUAAAUUUAGGACAUGAUUUAUGUGGUUGAAACAGGUUAUGCAAAAUUAAAUGGAUUACAUGCAUUGUUUUGUUUUGGAUACACAAAUUUUCAAUUCUUAGAAAUCUGUAUUGGGAUGAUGCACAUGUUAAAUCCAAAUUGUCUACUGAAAUUAACACUACAGAUACCUGUUACCUGUGUCGUACAAAUUGACACUACAGAUACCUGUUGUUACCUGUGUUGUACAAAUUGACAAUACAGGUAUCUGUUGUUACCUGUUUCAUACAAAUUAAUACUACAGAUGCCAGUUGUUACCUGUGUCGUACAAAUUAACACUACAAAUAUCUGAUGUUACCUGUGGCGUACAAAUUAACACUACAGAUACCUGUUGUUACCUGUGGCGUACAAAUUAACACUACAGAUACCUGUUGUUACCUGUGGCAUACAAAUUAAUACUACAGAUAUCUGUUGUUACCUGUGUCAUACAAAUAACUGCAAGCACAAGUAUUGGAUAUAAUGUUACGGUUUAGUAGUAAAUAGAAUGCUAGUUUUGUUUUAGAUGUCAUUUUCUCUUUUAACUUGUUUAAAUAUGUAUCCAACAUACUUUAGUUUGUUAGAUACAUUUUAAAUUCUCUUAAGAUAUGUGGUACAUGUAUUUAACAGUACAUUUUGUGUACAGCUUUAUCAUGUAAUGUUACAUAUCAAGUUUGAUUUUCGUGGCGAUUUACCCAUUUUUGACAAAGGUUUGGCCUUUGAACCUUUAAAAAUUCCUGACCUUUUGCUCUGCAAUACCGCCAGACAUUGAGAUAAAAUGUUGUGUAGCAUUAUCACGUACUGUUACAGAUCAGGUUUGACUUCAUAUCAAUUUACACGUUUCCCUUGAACAGCAGUACUCUCAGAAUGCUGGUUUAUUGAUUUAUUGCUGGUUUUCUGCUAGUCAUGCAAAGUGCUCAGUAAUAAAACAUUACAGCAACC
Gigantopelta aegis is the source of this 2996-nucleotide messenger RNA. Its product is annotated as RNA 3'-terminal phosphate cyclase-like. Lineage: Eukaryota; Metazoa; Mollusca; Gastropoda; Neomphalida; Peltospiridae. The transcript is spliced from 12 exons. Gene Ontology annotation, biological process: RNA processing. Gene Ontology annotation, cellular component: nucleus. The record is from RefSeq and is a predicted model, not a curated record. Bases 81 to 1169 code for a protein of 362 amino acids. Gene Ontology annotation, molecular function: RNA-3'-phosphate cyclase activity.